Molecule: messenger RNA, 4563 nt
Organism: Aedes albopictus (Asian tiger mosquito)
Lineage: Eukaryota; Metazoa; Arthropoda; Insecta; Diptera; Culicidae
Product: nucleolar protein 58-like
Exons: 2
Coding region: 1041-2420 (459 amino acids)
Biological process (GO): positive regulation of cytoplasmic translation
Cellular component (GO): cytoplasm
Molecular function (GO): translation regulator activity; mRNA binding; zinc ion binding
Source: RefSeq, a predicted model, not a curated record
CACAAUAGCAGAAGAGCGCAUGAGCGCAUUGCCCCCCCUGAAGCAGUCGCAUAUCAGUGGUACCAGGGGGAUCGAGGCGUCAAGGUGUAGCAGAGUUUUUCCAAUCGGUUUUCUCUGCUUGGGAGGUUGGGAGGAAAAAAAACACACACACACACACACACACACACACACACACACACACACACACACACACACACACACACACACACACACACACACACACACACACACACACACACACACACACACACACACACACACACACACACACACACACACACACACACACACACACACACACACAGGAGCAGCAGGGACAGGAGUCCAGGGGCUUGACGAACCCCCCUUCUGCAAGUCGGGUGGAAGCUUGGGAAUAUUUCCUAAGCGAAAACCUUCCACACACCCGUGUGGAUAACCACCUUUGGCUCUUCCUUCGGGGAGUGACCGGGCUUCUGGUUUCCAGACAGCUCAAGCAGAGGAUGCCUAGGAUGUGGUGGGGUUCCAACAGUGGGCUCUGUUGGUUCCCUAUAAAAAGCCACACAUCCGCAAGCAACUCCGUGCAAGCGACCUGGUACCGCUUCCAAAGUGCCUUAGCCCAAACACCUGGAGUGCCAACCGGCACAUCAGGAUCGAUGCCAGUAAGAUCCUGAUUAUGGCAUACUGGUAAACGCUAAAGACACCGGACUACGGAUUAUGGAUUGGAUGGCGACGAUGGGCUGACAUUCGGGCUAUUCUGCUCCCUGAGUAAAGUAGGGUGACACCAACUUGAAACGGCGAGUGGGCUAAUGGCACGUUUGCCUCCGUCCCGGUAAAACCUUGGCAGGCCUCCGGAUACGUUCAUCAUCUGUCCAUCACGUUGAUGGGUACUAGGCUCGGAUGGAACAUUCCCGACUUACGCUGAUCUGGCUCUGGACACUGACCCCAUGAAGGAACGUGUUCAACCCUCGCUUGGCCUCCCUGUUUCAUAGACAACCAAGAGAUCACGAAAGCGACUAGAUACAACGGAUGGUGAUAGCGGUGCGGAGGGGGGACCCAAUAGAAUGGAGACAUCAAACUAUACCGAAGUAGUUGGAGAGAACUCGGACGCGUUCAGAAGAAGUGGAGUGGUGCAGCGAUCACCAGUGACGCCGCUGGAAACAGCUGCAAGAACGAGUAGCAGCGCGAUACGGAGCGAGCCCCAAGGGAGCCAACGGGAGCUCGGGACUCCGAACCAACGAGUGUUCACACCGACCUCGAAGAGUAGUGUUGUACAGGAGUCGGGUCUGAGUGAGGUGAGGAAGAAGGUGAACGAACUGUACGAGUUUGUGAAGGACAAACACAACGUGCACCUGAAAAUCAAGCAGCUGGUGGUAAACAUCAAAUCUGCUGUUAUAGCCGCCGAACGCGAGCAAAAGGCGCUCAAGCUGAGAGUGGAAACAGCCGAGAAGUCUCUGAUGGAAGCAACGGAACGAGCAACGGUUGAAAGCAUGGAGACGCCGAAGAGCCACCGGAAUACUCGCUCAGAGAAAAGGGGCCGGGACACGCCAGGCGAGGAGGAAGUCCCGAAGAAACAGAGAAGCGAACAGGAGCGUGCCAGCAAUCGGAGUGAUGAUGGAUGGCGCACUGUCGAGAACCAGCAGGCGAAGAAGAAGAAGAAGCGAAAGGAGAAAGAAGAAAAGAAGAAGGAACAGAAGAAGAAAGAAAAGCACCGGCGCCCAAGGGAGAGGAAAAAGGGCGACGCAUUGAUCGUCGAGGCGAACGACAAGACGACGUACGCUGCUCUCCUUAGUAAAUUGAAGGAGGACCCGGAGUUGAAGGAGCUGGGCGAAAACGUGGUGAAGACCAGACGCACCCAAAAAGGAGAGAUGCUGUUCGAGCUCAAGAAAGAUCCGAUGAUUAAGAGCUCGGCGUUCAGGGAGCUUGUUGCCAAAUCCCUGGGCAGCGAGGCUAACGUGAGAGCCUUAUCACAGGAGACGGUGGUUGAAAUCAAGGAUCUGGACGAGGUCACUACCGAAGAAGAUCUGAAGCGCGCACUGACUGCGCAGUGCAACGUCGAAGGGCCGAUGGUGAUUCGGAUAAGGAAGUCGUAUGGAGGCACCCAGACGGCGACAAUCCGAUUGCCGGCGGAUGCUGCCAACAAGCUGGUGGUGAAUGACAAGGUCAAAGUUGGAUGGGCGGUGUGCUCGCUGCGACUGGCUCCCCGUUUCACCAAGCAAAUGGAGAGAUGUUACACGUGCACGGAGUUUGGUCACCACUCGAGGAACUGCAAGGAUCCGGACAGGUCCGAACGGUGCUGGAGAUGCGGUGGAAACGGACACGUUGCUCGGGACUGCACGAAGCAACCCAGGUGCAUGCUGUGCAAGCCGGAGGACGGCAAUGUUCAUCCGACUGGAGGCUUUAAGUGCCCGGCCUACAAAAAGGCGAGGACAGGCCAACAAUGAUGCAGAUAAUUCAAAUAAAUCUGAAUCAUUGCGACACCGCACAGCAACUGUUGUGGCAGUCGACAACAGAGUCAAAGUGUGAUGUUGCGAUUAUUGCGGAGCCGUAUCGGGUUCCCCUCGAGAACGGCAACUGGGUGGCCGAUAGAGCUAAGAUAGCGGCAAUUCAAGUCAUGGGUAGAUUCCCUAUCCAAGAAGUGAUCGAAUGCUCACAUGACGGUUUCGUAAUUGCUAAAAUCAACGGAAUCUUCGUGUGCAGUUGUUAUGCACCUCCAAGGUGGACGGACGAAGAGUACAACAGGAUGUUGGAUGCACUCACCGACGCGCUGGUUGGACGAAAGCCGGUUAUCAUCGGAGGUGACUUCAACGCCUGGGCCGUGGAGUGGGGUAGCAGACUUACCAAUUCAAGAGGAUACAGCUUACUGGAAGCCCUGGCGAAGCUGGACGUAAAGCUUUGUAAUGACGGUACGGUCAGCACAUUCCGCAGAGACGGACGUGAAUCAAUAAUCGAUGUCACGUUCUGCAGUCCUUCGCUUACGGAGGACAUGAACUGGAGAGUCAGCGAGAAGUACUCCCACAGCGAUCACCAAGCGAUAACUUACACCGUCGGCUGGCGAGCCUAUUCGGCAACGAGACGAACGAGGACCCGAGAGCGGAAGUGGAAGAUACAGGACUUCGACAAGGGUCUCUUCAUCGAGGCGCUUCGGACACACAGCGGUGCAAAUCUCGACGCAGAGGAGCUGACAGAAGCGGUAGCAACAGCCUGUGACGCAUCAAUGCCAAGGAAGUUGGAGCCCAGAUUCCGACGGCGCCCAGCUUACUGGUGGAAUGGAUCACUCAGUAUCCUACGUGCUACAUGUCUCAGAGCCAGAAGAAGUGUUCAGAGGGCAAGAACUGAUGUCGAGAGAGAAGAACGGAGACUCGUGUUUCGCGAAGCUCGCGUGGCUUUUAAACGGGAGAUUAGGCUGAGCAACGCCUAUCUAAUCGUGGUGGCAAAGUUGAAGGGCCCGGCGACCCCCGCUGAAAUGUGCCCGGAAAAGUUGAAGACGAUCGUGGAAGGCCUCUUUCCGCACCAUGAUCCAACGCUGUGGCCGCCUACGCCAUAUGAGGACGAAGAAGAUGAAUCCAGAGGUUCACGGAUCUCAAACGAAGAGCUAAUAAUAGUUGCGAAGGGUCUGAAGGUGAAGAAAGCUCCUGGCCCGGAUGGAAUACCCAAUGUAGUGCUGAAAACGGCGAUACAGGCGUUCCCUGACAUGUUCAGGAUAGUAUUGCAAAAAUGCUUUGAUGAAGGCUAUUUUCCAGAUAGAUGGAAGAUCCAGAAGUUGGUCUUACUGCCGAAACCGGGGAAACAGCCAGGGGACCCAGCAUCGUACAGACCCAUAUGUUUGUUGGAUACCCUCGGGAAGCUAUUGGAAAGGAUAAUCCUUAACAGGCUCACACAUUGCACGGAGAGCGAGAAUGGUCUAUCGAGGAAGCAAUUCGGGUUCCGAAAGGGUAUCUCAACGGUGGAUGCAAUCCGGACAGUCGUGCAUAGUGCAGAGAAGGAAGCCACGCAAAAGAGGAGAGGAAAUGGUAGUAACAAUCGACGUGAAAAACGCUUUCAAUAGUGCUAGCUGGGAGGCUAUCGCCGUAGCACUACACAGGAUGCGUGUUCCUAGUUACUAGUGCAGAAUACUGAAAAGUUACUUCCAGAACAGAGUGCUGGUGUACGAAACGGAGUUGGGCCAAAAAUCAACCACGAUUACGGCAGGGGUGCCACAAGGUUCCAUUCUAGGUCCUACGCUCUGGAACGCGAUGUACGAUGGAGUACUAACAUUGCAGCUGCCCAGUGGAGUUGAAAUCGUUGGAUUCGCGGACGAUGUCGUUCUUACGGUAACCGGCGAGACGCUAGAACAGGUCGAGAUGUUGACGGCGGAGGCGUUGGACACCGUUAAAGCGUGGAUGACGGGAGCUAAACUACUGUUGGCUCAUCAUAAAACGGAAGUAGUGCUAGUGAGCAACCGGAAAGCCGUUCAAUCAGUAAACAUCAACGUCGGAGAAUACGAAAUUGCGUCGAAGCGUGCGCUGAAGCACCUGGGGGUGAUGGUCGACGACCGUUUAAAUUUUAACGCACACGUCGAUUACGCCUGCGAAAGGGCGUCGAAGG